CCGGGGGCCGGGCGCGCACACCAGCUCGGCCCGCGGAGCCGGGGGCACAGGCGUCCCCGCCGCCCGCAGGAGGAGCCCGAGCGGCCGCAUCCUCUGGAGAGACGCCCGGGCUCCGCAGCCGCCCUCCCCCUCCUCCGAGAGGCGAGCGCCGCCCGUCCCCGCACCCAGAGCCUCCACCUGCCGCGGACUCCCGGGCGGCCGGGCGCGGGGCAGAGAAGGCGCGAGAAACAGGGGCCCGGGAGACAGCGGCUCCCGGGGACCGCUCCGCGCGGAGAGGGGACGCCCUUCCACGCCGCCAGUCCCCGCGCGUUCGGCGCCCCGGCCCCGAGUUCAAGGGCCACCGCCCUCGGAGGGGGCUCUCCGCUCGGGCAGCGCCCCAUCCCGGGGCUCCGGCGCCUCGGCCCCCCCACCCCACCCCGCGGCGGGGCCAUGCCGGGGCUGCGCCGGGACCGCCUGCGGACCCUGCUGCUGCUGGGCGUGCUGCUGGCCGCCGACCUCUACUUCCACCUCGGGCCCCGGGUACGGCGCCGGCUGCGGCCCCGGGAGCGCCCGCCCGGCUGCCCGUGCGCCCGCCGCGCCACCCCCUCGGCCCCUCGGCCGGCCGCGCGCCACGUUCCCCCGGCCGAGCCGGGCGGCGGCGGCCCCGGCUCCAAGCUGCGGGCCCUCUUCGCGCACCCGCUGUACAACGAGCCGGAGGAGCCUCCGCUGCUGGGGCCCGAGGACUCGCUGCUGGCCGGCCCCGAGGCGCUGCGCUAUUACCGGAGGAAGGUGGCCCGCUGGAACAGGCGACACAAGAUAUACAAAGAGCAGCUGAAUCUCACUUCCCUGGAUCCCCCACUGCAGCUCCGCCUGGAGACCAGCUGGAUCCAGUUCCACCUGGGGAUCAGCCGCCACGGCCUGUACUCCCGGUCCAGUCCUGUCGUCAGCAAACUUCUCCACGACAUGAGGCACCUUCCCACCAUCAGCGCUGACUACAGUCAGGACGAGAAAGCCUUGCUUGGAGCCUGCGACUGCACCCAGAUCGUGAAACCCAGUGGGGUCCACCUCAAACUGGUUCUGAGGUUCUCGGACUUCGGGAAGGCCAUGUUCAAACCUAUGAGACAGCUGCGAGAUGAAGAGACGCCCGAGGACUUCUUCUACUUCAUUGAUUUUCAGAGACACAACGCUGAGAUUGCGGCUUUCCAUCUGGACAGGAUUCUGGAUUUCCGACGGGUACCACCGACCGUAGGGAGGCUAGUCAAUGUCACCAAGGACAUCCUGGAGGUCACCAAGAAUGAGAUUCUGCAGAGUGUUUUCUUUAUCUCUCCAGCCAGCAACGUGUGUUUCUUCGCCAAGUGCCCGUACCUGUGCAAGACGGAGUACGCCGUGUGCGGCAACCCGCACCUGCUGGAGGGCUCCCUGUCCGCGUUCCUGCCAUCCCUCAACUUGGCCCCCCGGCUGUCCGUCCCCAGCCCCUGGAUCCGCUCCUACUCGCUGGAGGGCAAAGAGGAGUGGGAAGUCAACCCUCUUUACUGCGACACGGUGAAGCAGGUCUACCCGCACAGCAGCAGUGGCCGCCUCCUCAACAUCAUCGACAUGGCCAUCUUUGACUUCCUGACGGGAAACAUGGACCGGCACCACUACGAGACGUUCACCAAAUUUGGGGACGACGGGUUCCUGAUUCACCUCGACAACGCCAGGGGGUUCGGACGGCACUCCCGCGACGAACUCUCCAUCCUCUCGCCGCUCUCCCAGUGCUGCCGAAUAAAAAGGAAAACACUCUCGCACCUGCAGCUGCUGGCCCAAGCCGACUACAGACUCAGCGACGUAAUGAGGGAGUCACUACUGGAAGACCAGCUCACGCCUGUGCUCACUGAGCCGCACCUCCUCGCCCUGGAUCGCAGGCUCCAGACUGUCCUCAGGACUGUGCAAGGCUGCAUAGAGGCCCACGGAGAGCACAGCGUCGUGGCCAACGGCCCCACGGGACAGUCAGCCCCCGACUCCGGCCCCAGCUAGGGGCUGGAUGAGUCCAACCUCGGAAACUACGCCUGGAGCCCGCGGUGGACUCUGGAGUGUGGACCACAGUGUCCUUGCGGGCCCCAGCCAGGCUGGGGUCUGGGUCAGGAGCUCACGAAGCAGGCAGGGUACUGGGAUGAUUCCAAAAGAGCCAAAGAAGUGGGACCCACUGCACUUUCCUCCUUGGAGCACUGCCUUGGCUCCCUCCCUCCCCAGAAGCCCUGCUUCAAGGCCACAGACCACCUGUUGAGCCCACUGGGAAAUCUGGACAUGGACCGGCCUGGAAGCCUGGCUCCCAGGAGAGAGCAUUAACUGUAACAAAUAAAAUUACGGGACAUCAGAUGGACACCCCCAGAUCUUUAUUACAUCUACAAGGAUAAUUCCCGAUCCAGAUUAAUAAACAUCUGGCAUCUCACAA
Molecule: messenger RNA, 2413 nt
Organism: Mesoplodon densirostris (Blainville's beaked whale)
Lineage: Eukaryota; Metazoa; Chordata; Mammalia; Artiodactyla; Ziphiidae
Gene: FAM20A
Product: FAM20A golgi associated secretory pathway pseudokinase
Exons: 11
Coding region: 430-1995 (521 amino acids)
Cellular component (GO): Golgi apparatus
Molecular function (GO): protein serine/threonine kinase activator activity
Source: RefSeq, a predicted model, not a curated record